CAACACCUAUUCGUCACCGAACGGUCCAGACCUCCGCGACCCCUUAUUACUGCAUCCGUCCAAAUCCCGAAACUAGUCAUCGCGAGAACCUAGUCUCCUUUCACCGCAUCUUUUUCGUUCGUUCCGAGCUCCGAAAAGCGCGUCCUCCUCCGCAUUCCAGCUCUGCUGGGCAACAGUGCAUAUUUUACUACUUCAAACCACACCCACACCCACACCCGCACCCACAUCCAGAUUACAUAAUGGCCGACCGUGGUCACUACCGCGGUGGCCGAGGAGGCGGCGGACAUCCCCGCGGAGCGCGGGGCGGGCGAGGCGGAGGGCGAGGUGGACACGGAGCUGACUCGGGUGCUAGCGGCGGUGCACCGCAGGAACGGGAACGCCCAAAGAAAGAGAACAUCCUCGAUCUAAGCAAAUACGUAGAUAAGAGGAUCACCGUCAAAUUUAACGGUGGCCGAGAAGUCACCGGUACACUCAAGGGCUACGAUGCGCUUAUGAACUUGGUCCUCGACGACGUGCAAGAAGUUAUGCGAGAUGAUGACGGGAAAGAGGCGACUCGAUCGCUAGGCCUAGUAGUCGCCCGAGGUACUUUGCUGGUAGUCAUCAGUCCAGUAGAUGGGAGCGAGGAGAUUGAGAAUCCCUUCGGGCAACAAGCGGAAGAUUAGAGCCCUGAAGACUUGCGGCUCAGCUAGUAUGAGGCCAGGAUAACGAAAACUGGCGGCAUCUCUAAAUGUCCCCUAG
Molecule: messenger RNA, 738 nt
Organism: Daldinia decipiens
Lineage: Eukaryota; Fungi; Ascomycota; Sordariomycetes; Xylariales; Hypoxylaceae
Product: like-Sm domain-containing protein
Exons: 3
Coding region: 240-662 (140 amino acids)
Biological process (GO): mRNA splicing, via spliceosome; nuclear-transcribed mRNA catabolic process
Cellular component (GO): U6 snRNP; Lsm1-7-Pat1 complex; spliceosomal tri-snRNP complex
Molecular function (GO): RNA binding
Source: RefSeq, a predicted model, not a curated record